UAGGAUAAUAGUGUUGUGCGUGAGCCUUGUGCGUGAGUUCGGGCUUCGGUUGCAGACACGUUCGGGACCGCGCUUCGGUCCGGUUAACGUGACGCGCUCGCGCACCUCGGAUGCUGCGAUGCCGUGACGGUGACACGCGUGUAGAGCCGCGCAGCUCCGCGUGACACACGUUUGACAGCUCCCGUCAUGCUCUCGCCCCGGGCCGUAUCGAGGUACGGAGUCAGUCAGUCAAAAACGGAAGAUGGACCUUCGAGCAGUUCUUCAGUAACACCAGGACUGGCGUCCCCGGACAAGGAGGAUGUGAAAUUACUGGCCGUCCCCUUCAGCGGUCGCAUCAAAGGGGGGAUGAGGCCGGGGAAGAAGAUCGUCGUCAUGGGCAUCGUGGAUCCCGAGCCGGAGAGCUUCGACAUCAGCCUGACGUGCGGCUGUGGCACCGAGGAGGAGCCGCCCGGCGACGUGGCGCUCGAGCUGUGCGCCCGCUUCGUGGACCGCCAGUUCCUCCGCAAGGCGUGCGUCUCGGGCACGUGGGGCGAGCCGGAGAAGCCCAUCCCCUACUUCCCCUUCAUCGAAGACCAGCCCUUUAGGAUUGAGAUUCAUUGCGAGCACCAGCGGUUCCGAAUAUUCGUAGAUGGGCACCAGCUGUUUGACUUUUACCACCGAGUGGUGUCCCUGCCGGCCAUCGACACGAUUAGGAUCAACGGGAGUCUACAGAUCACCAAACUGGGGUAGCCGCUGCAAUACCCGCGGUCCUGAUGUGUAUUUGUAAGAUUUGGUCACUCGGAGCCUCUCUGUGCCCUUUCUAGAUACAAACCUGUUGACAUUUAGCGUAGUAAAAUACAGUAAACCACACGGCAAAGCACCCUCCCAGUUCGCAUGCAGAUGACUGGUCACGGUGUGGCGUUUUUAUCUUCCUCUUAGAAGGAGGAAUCUUUUGUAUAGUCUUUUUUUUUUUUUUUUUUCCGGUCAGGGAUGUCACAAUAUAAUGUACGAAUGUUGGUAAAGCGCGCGCCGCGAGUGCGGCUGCGCAACCUUCGCUUGCGUAAGAACAUCUAGCGGCGCGAAACCGUUCGGAAAUAAUCUCAAGCGGUUAAUUUUUGUAAAUCGAUUUAUGAAAAUAUCUGAAUCCUCAGGAAAAAAAAAAAAAAUAUCGAAGGCAUAUUUAUGUGAAAUGUAUUUAAUAAUUGACCGGAAAGAUAACGGUGGUUAUCGUAGGCGUGAGGUAACUUACGGGCUACGAAUACGGGUUUCGCGUUUUGGGAAUCGGUUGGGAAAUUAUUUUUCCUGGGCGAGUAACGCGGUGUUUCGCUCGAUACGUUCGACGGGAAAUCAACAUUAAGAUUAUAUUGUGAAGUCUCCUUUCAAAGUGUAGCGGCGUUCCGAGCGUUUUUAGAUACGUCGCGAGCGUUCGUUAAUCGUACAGCUUGACGUCCCAUCGUGAAUUUUCCCUAGUUUACUUCUUGCACUAAUAGAGCUGUGCGUUACGAGUAGGAUGGACUAACAUACAUGUGGGCUCAAGAAACACAACUGAGAGGACCUGGUUUAUUUUGAUCGUUUACUUCGCCAUCUCACCGUGGUUCUUGGUUCGCACACCAGUUCUUAACUGGCAUUUGCACUUUUUUUUUUUUCUCUCUUGUCUUAUUUGGAGUAGGAUGAUAGCGAGAAAAUGACUACAGAAAGCAGCCACCUGUGGCUGUUCGCAGCGCCUCGUGCGGCCCGGAAAUGUCCAAGGGCUCCUCAAAUCCACCGCUGUCCUUUCUCCAAGUACCCGCUCUUCCGCCAUUUCUUGAACGUACCCCGAUUGGUUCGCGGCAGAGUUGACAAGGUACUCCUUUGUAACUGCGCGGAAUCCUACUUUUAAGCAUUAGGUGGCGUGGCGGUUAGAGCCGCAGCCUUCGGACCUCGAGGUCGCAGGUUUGACUUCUCUCUCCUGCUGUAGUAUCUUCAGUGAAGGUACCACCCCCGAAUUGCCACACUAAAAAUACCCAGCGGUAUAAAUGGGUAAAUCACAGUAAGUAGCUUAACAUUGAUACGUCUCUUAGGAGAAAAGCGUCAGCUAAAUGAAUUAGGACAGAAGGGGGGGAAAAAAAGAUUCCACGCACCUAGUUCCUCGGUGCCAUAUCUAGGCAGCGUUCGUCUUUAGGGCUGGUUGGAACCGCAGCGAUGGUUCGUAUUUGCAUAAGGAGAACCGUAAUAUGUAAAAUGUCAGAGAUCACACCGCUCGCCUCAUUCUGGCGGCACGAAUGGUGAGACCGAUGAAAAUUUACAUAAAAACCUUUCUCUCGUGCUUUACUCGCAACCUUUUUAACCCAAACCGGGAAUGACGAGUCUUCCUUAAACGAUGGGAAAUGAGUUGCAUCCCAACUUUGGCCGUUAUACGUAGCUAAGUGAAAUACCUCCGUUAAAAAAGCACUUAGAAUAAGAUGCGGUUUUGGUGCUCUUGGUGUGUGUGACAGGUGUGGGAGCUGCUGACUGGCUGCUGUCCUGGCACGGUGGCUCUUGAGAUGCCCGUCUGCUCACGCGCCGAGCGGUAGCAGCUGCUCCUCGGAACACAGAUGCUGCAGAUGCCAGUCUCCCCAAAUUGGAUGUAGAGCUCUUCCUAUUUCUCACAUAUAAGCUGUAAGCCUGCAGUACGGAGGCUUUAUUUGCCUGCCCCAUAUCCUGGGUUGGUUUUGGUCCCAGGAUCGGAGAUCCCACACAGCGCUUUGCUCUGUUGACAGAACCGGGCAGAACAAAACGUUGCAAAGGAGAGUACGAAAGUCAAACGUGCUGCAUUGUCUUGUCGUUCCCCCUCGAGCUUUUUUGGCAGGUCGCGCUGUGCCGACGCUCCGGCCUUCGAAGUUUCCUCUGCUCCGACGGGAAGGCCGUCAAAGGAAAAAACACGCCGAGGUGUUCCCGGGAAGUUUCGGGAUCUGUGCCAAUAAACGUUUCAGUCGCUGACGGCAUUCCACGGUAGGAAGGAUCGCUGUUCGCCGAGUGCUGGAGGACUCGUUCCAUCCUCAUGUCCGCAGUUUUUACCAGUGGCUUUCACUUGUUUUUCAAAAUAUAAUUUCAGUGUGAAAAAUCUGUUCAACCUGGGACCAAAUGCUUAUACUGAUAGCGACGUAAACGCAACUGUGUUUAAUAAGACUGAUCAUCACGUCUUUGGAAGCAAACUAAAGUCUUCAUUAUUAGCUACCAUUCGCACACCAUUCCGCUGAGAAGAGUAUGGAAGUCAUUUGCUCAUGUUUAGGCUACUCGCAUUUCCAACAGCUCUCACUUUAAAACGUAUUAUUAUCAUUAUUAUCUUAAAUCACGAAAAAAAUUUUCAGAAAAAUCCACAAAACAAUGCAGAUGCAUAAAGGCAAUGAUCGCGGUGCAAAAUGGUACAUAAGGUAACGCAUAGAUAUAGUUACGCUUUAGAGGUGCAAUAAUAUUAAAAACAUUCAAUGAGAAAUAAAACCUAAUAAGAUGUUUUGGGAAAAAAAAAAAAAAAAACCAUGUAAAAUGUCUUAAACAUUCUUCCUGCACUGUUUUUAUGUAGUAGUGAGGAACAAAUGAGUUUUCCUGCCCUAUACAUUGUCCAAACCGCUUGGCCCAUGUGGGGUCACGGAGAGCCAGAGCCUAACCUGGCAACACAGGGCGUAAGGCUGGAGGGGGAG
Molecule: messenger RNA, 3638 nt
Organism: Scleropages formosus (Asian bonytongue)
Lineage: Eukaryota; Metazoa; Chordata; Actinopteri; Osteoglossiformes; Osteoglossidae
Product: galectin-related protein-like
Exons: 5
Coding region: 187-729 (180 amino acids)
Molecular function (GO): carbohydrate binding
Source: RefSeq, a predicted model, not a curated record